Messenger RNA from Anthostomella pinea, 789 nucleotides. The record is from the annotation of a GenBank genome assembly. NCBI's taxonomy places the organism in Eukaryota, Fungi, Ascomycota, Sordariomycetes, Xylariales, Xylariaceae.
AUGGCUAUCAAAUUCGUCCACCACAAAGGGUUCGACAAUAAACCAAGACCUAUCAUCUUCUACUUUACUCCAACAAGAAAAUUGAUCUUCUGUCCGGUGAGCCUAAUAAUUGGUAUAGCUCUUGAUGAUUGCGCUUUUGACGCUCCAAGUGUGGUUGAUGCCUCAAGUGUGAUGAAGGUAAAACCGUUGGGGCCCAUGCAAUGCAUUCUACUGCGGUGGAAAGAGUCAAUGCGGAGGAAAGCCGUGUUCCGACGUAUCAAGGGUGCGGAACUUUCAGAUGGCGAGGCCAUGACUUAUGCUAAGCUCCGUGAUGAUAUGGGUGAACAGAGUCUCAAUGCCGGGUUCGAGGAGCGAUGGACUCCGAAGUUCUGCAAGAGAGGCGCAGGCAAUACUGUGAAUGGCGACGCACUGGAUUCGAUCCGGGAUCAGAUGAUGCGUCAUGAUCCAAACCAGAACGCAUUCCUGGAGAAGGAGAAACAGGUCCAGCUAUUCAAACUCUUCGCCCACGUCAGUAUCUGGCGGGAUCCUCAUGCAGUGAGAGACAUGGUUCCCGAGGAUGUAUGGAGUAAUCUCCCACCAGGCCCCGAGAUCAGCGAGCUCAAAGAGCUACGUGCCAAACUUAAGGGCGGCCAGCAUCGACUUAUCGGUAAUGAGCAUAAAGCCAAGAUCCACCAGCUUACCUAUACCAUCUCCUUGAAGCGUACAAAUCGCAAUAACCUCGUUGUCAAGAAAUAUCGUGAAGACUACUUUCAUAAUGGUCCUAUCCGGGACAUUGAGCGGCAAGCCUAG